This is a messenger RNA of Colletotrichum costaricense, 231 nucleotides long. RefSeq lists its product as uncharacterized. NCBI's taxonomy places the organism in Eukaryota, Fungi, Ascomycota, Sordariomycetes, Glomerellales, Glomerellaceae. Bases 1 to 231 code for a protein of 76 amino acids. The record is from RefSeq and is a predicted model, not a curated record. The transcript has a single exon.
AUGGCAUGUAUCGCAUAUUUGUCUCAACGGCUCUGCGGGGUAGAAAGCUGGCCACCAAGGUCUUGUCGUACCACCAUCUCCAGACCGUCCAUCGUCGUCUACCUAUCAAGAGCACAUUCUGCCAGCCCCCUUUGUCCCUCUUGGGAUAGGUAUGGCUCGCUGGAUGGAGACUCUCAUCCAGCAAACAAGGCCAAGAGUUCCCAUUCCACGGCAUCAAGCUAUGGAAGCUAG